Molecule: messenger RNA, 435 nt
Organism: Mycotypha africana
Lineage: Eukaryota; Fungi; Mucoromycota; Mucoromycetes; Mucorales; Mycotyphaceae
Exons: 1
Coding region: 1-435 (144 amino acids)
Source: RefSeq, a predicted model, not a curated record
AUGUCUAUUUUUGAUCGCAGUCGACUUCUUCGGUGGAAAAUGGGAUGGCUCCCAGCUCGACCCAUCGGAUGUAAUAAAUGUGGGGCUCCACAUGCAUCCCGAAACCAUUUACUCUCUUGCCUCUCUGUUCAUGCACGACUCAAUCUACCCAUCAGCGCUGAACCCAACCCAAUUGACUACUUUUUGAACACCUAUCUCCCAAAAAAGAAGCCUAAGCUCUCUCCCGUUAUGCGUACAACACCUUUGUCGUCAAAACAAAAACACCUUGUCGAAUAUUGGCCGGUGCUCUGUACCAUAAUGCUCGAAAUUGAUCAAAUCUGUCAUCCUGAUACCGAGUUUACUGGAGCCGCACUUACAACUAGCGAAAUUCCACUUUUGAAGUGGUUCGUCGUUUGUGAUUCUGAACAACAUCGUGAAUCUACACAAGAAGACUAA